AGGGGCAGGAUAGGGGUGUAGAGGGGCUAUGGGUGAGUUUAACACGCGCACGCGGUCGCUGCUCUCCUCAGUGCGGGAUUCUGCAGUGCGGUUCUCUUCUUCACACGCAACAUGGAUGUGAGAGUGAUCUUAGUGGCAGUUCUGGUAACGGUGACUAUCUAUGGAUCUGUUUCAGACGCCAAGCCUAUCAGCCUGGUCGAGAGGUGUUGGUGCCGUUCUACAGUCACCAUGGUCCCCCAGAGGAACAUCCGUGAGCUGAAGUUCGUCCACACACCCAACUGUUCUUUCCAAGUCAUUGCCAAACUGAAGAACAAUAAAGAGGUGUGCCUCAAUCCUGAGACAAAAUGGCUACAGCAGUACCUUGAGAAAGCCCUUGAAAAAAUGAAGAAGGCCAAACAACAGGGCCAGUAAGGAAGCAGCUGGAUGGCAAGCCCGUUUGUGAGCCACCACCACAGAUAUGUACCUGUACCGUAUACUGCUCUGGCAUGCUUGCUGAACCAGCACUUAACCUGCAAACCUUGCUUCCCUGUCAAUGAUUUGCCACACCUUCAUCACCACCUCUGCUGCCGCUAUAGGCACCUCCUUUGUUAGCACAAUGUGCAAUUAUAUAUGUAUGAGUGUGUUUUUUUAUACGUAUGAGAUGUAUAUACAAUGUUUUUAUAUCGACUUUAAACAGUAAAGAGAUAUUUUUGGAGUUGCGUUUGCUCCUUGCCUGUCUGUUACAGAGUUAGGUAGCACUGAAUGUAGUAUGAUGAUUUCGGAGCAAACAUCCCAAAUUCUGCAAACUCACAGUGUUCUUUAUACUAUACCAUACAAGAGGAAAAAGUAAAGUGGGAAUCACACACUGGUGCAGAGCUGAGCCCCAAUGGCAGCAUACCUGACAGGAGAACAAAUAGGAAGGGAGUUGACUUUCUCCACCCAUUUAAUAAUCAUAUUUAAUUAACCCAUAUCUUAAAAAUUUGUAACACUGCAUAUUGCAUGUGAAUGUAAUAUUAUAUGUAUAUAUACACGAAAAGUGAAACGUUGCUUGUGUUUUUGUUCUCUGACUAACAGGGUGUUAUUUUAUACAAAAGUAAACCAAAAAACCUUGACCUUAGAUCAGCCUAAGUAGUCUGAAUUCCUUCAGGGAACAUACUCCCUCAGAAGUAGCUUGUGAGAAAAAAAUGGAAAGGAAUGCUCUUUUUUCUAAAUUCUAUCAUUGUGUAAGCAAAGAAACAUCUGGAGUCACAAACUAACGUAAUUAAGCAGCCAGUGUGUGGAAGGCAUAAAACUUAAACCAGAUUCACGUACAAGCAGAAUCAUUCAGAAUUAACUCAAAUUAUUUAGAAUUAACCAGAAUAAUUUAAUUAAAUGCACAUAAAAUUACACACAAUAUAAAAAUACAGAAGAUAUCAAAUGUACAGAAGUUUUUUACCACCAUGUAUAAGAAAAUAUCACCCAGAUUUAUCAUGCAAUUGCAGCUUUUAUCUCACAAAUGUGAGUUAAUAUUAUGCAAUUAUUAUCUCACCAUAGCAACUAUGAGAAAGGAAAGUUGCGUGAAAGCAAUUGCAACUACUUUUUAUCUCAUAACUGCCACACAAUGUUUCUCACAGUUGUGAGUUAAUAUCAUGCACUCUUCAUCUCGUAAUUUGAAAAUAAUUCACAAAACGUAAUUGCAACUUUUUAUCUCUGGCCACUCCAGGAGAAUGUCUUAGGCUGAACAGGAUAACGUGCCUGUGGUUUGGUGUGGCUUGGUUAGGGGUCGGGGGAUAGCCUAAUAAGCGGAAGCAUGAAGUCAGCUCACAACUGUGAGAUAUUAACUCGCAAUUGCAGGAUAAAACGUCUCAAUUGUGUGAUAUAAACUCUCAAUUGCAGAACAAAAUGUUUCAAGUGCAUGAUAUCUCUCGACUGUGAGAUAAAAAGCUGCAAAUGUGUAAUAUUAACUUGCAAUUAUGAGAUAAAUCUAUAUAAUAUUUUCUCAUAUGUCAGGGAAACAAGCUUCAAUAGAGAUGUUACUAACUUGCUAAGUAGAUUAGAAUAUUGAUACGCACGUGAGAUUAGUUAAAAAGACGUAGAGGCAGACAUUUCAAAUUACUGGACUAAAAUACCUAAUAACUAUCAAUAAUGGUAUAAUAAUGCACUUUAUUUACUGUGUCCUGAUAUCUAUUGUGAGGAUUACCAUCCACAGCAAAUAGUCCACUUUUCUAUGGUUAAAAAGAAGUUAGAAUAGACAAAUUUACUUUUCCUUUUGGGAAAACAAGCCCUUACAACAAUCAGUUUUACACAGCUAUUCAAAAAAGAAAAAAUAUUGAUUCUGACUAUUAAAAAGUGCACUAUAAAACUAACCUAUAUUUCUGUCUGCCAGACACCUCUCAAGGAAAAUAGUGUAUGAAAUUUGUCUGUAACAUGACUGCUAAUUUGAUCCUGUCAAGCGAUUUAAAGCAGUCGUUAAAGCAGCCAGGCCUCUUUUACACAGGCAGCCUGCAGGCACACAGGCCAGGAAACAUAAUGCCCAAUCAGCAUUAGAGAGGAAGUCUGUAGGCAAUGUUGUGGGGGUUAGGCCACCAGUUACAGUCCAUUUCAUACAGUGAUGUGAAAAAAAGUCAGAAUUGAACAGACCCUAAUGAUUAAUUACCAAUGUGUACCCCUGGUUUCUUCCAUACUGGCAAAGAACAUACGUAUUGAGAAAAUGCACAUGCUUAUACAAGGAAAUUGAACCACUGAGCUUGAUAACUUGCUGAUUAAUUCACUUAGUGGGCAUUAACACUAAAUUUCUGUAGUGUCAGUGAACAGCAUGAACUAUGCAACAUUGAAUUCAGGACAAAUUUCACUUGAAUGAAGCAACACUGAGCGGUUAUGUAUACAGGAUGUGUAAAGGAAGAAGUCAGUAAAUCCUGCUCCAUUACAGGGGUUAUUUUACUUGCUAGACAAAAAUGCUUCCAAACAAACAAUGAGAGAAACAAAAUAACAAUGCUUUGGGGAGUGUCUUAAAUCAUAAUGAUAACGAAAAUGUAGCAAUCAGUUGAGAGCACAUUCAAAUAAUACUUUACUAUCCUAACUUUAAUGGGCUUUUUUUUUUGUUAAUACAACUAUAAACACUAGUCCUAGCCCAAGGCACUUUCUGCAAGGUGUAAACAAAUGAGAUGAGUGUGUUUAUCUAUCACUUUAAAAAAAUAAGGUGCUACCACCAUCAAAAUGUGAUUGAAGCCAUUGAUAAUAUGUCUAUUUUCCCCUCAUAACUCCCAAAUAAUGUGAAGGACAUUACUUUAUAGAUGGCAGCUUAUUCUAUUACAUAUUUUGUAUCUGUACCCAUGUUUAAUUUCAUUUAUAAACUGGUUAUUUUUAAAAAUAAAUCAUCUUGGAUUUAUGAA
Messenger RNA from Pangasianodon hypophthalmus (striped catfish), 3350 nucleotides. It is a transcript of the gene cxcl12a, whose product is annotated as chemokine (C-X-C motif) ligand 12a (stromal cell-derived factor 1). NCBI's taxonomy places the organism in Eukaryota, Metazoa, Chordata, Actinopteri, Siluriformes, Pangasiidae. The record is from RefSeq and is a predicted model, not a curated record. Gene Ontology annotation, cellular component: extracellular region. Gene Ontology annotation, molecular function: chemoattractant activity; chemokine activity. The transcript is spliced from 4 exons. Gene Ontology annotation, biological process: chemokine-mediated signaling pathway; immune response; axon guidance. The coding region runs from base 112 to 411 and encodes 99 amino acids.